UCGCGUAAAUCGACAUCAACAAAUACAACUUCGACAUGGCACCAAAGAAUUGAGUUAUAUUUCGUUGUUUUUGGUUAUUUUCAUCGCUUUUUCGAAUGGACUUAGUAGCAGUCUAGAAGACAUAGCGAAAUGUAGAAGUGUAUGUAAUAGAACUUAUGCUCUUCAUACAUAUAAAACGGGUAAACAUUAUGAAGCCUGUAUACAUGGCUGUUUCGGCGCUGCAAGAGAAAAUAUGUGGCGAAGAUUUAGAUUUCCAGUUGAACGUAAUUGUUCUCAAGAGUGUAAAGUUCGAUUUGCAUCUGGAAGCUAUUAUGCUUGCCAGACUGGUUGUAGUUGGGGAAAGAACAUUGAAAUUCAUCAAACUGUUGAAACUAACCCAACAGAAUCACACCAGGAGCAACAUAGUACAGUUGCAGGGAUGAUCCUUCAUCCUGUCAUGCUUCUACGAACAUAUGGACGUGGUAUGAUUAACAGACUUACUUAUUACAUUCAAUCUUCUACUUCAUAUUAUUUCCGUUCUGAGAAUGGAGGAUUGGUUGUUGUCAACAUUCAGGAUCAGCCAAGAAUAAUUGUUUCAUCCAAAGACCCAAAUGCUAGGAACAAUGAAAUCGAUGUUCCAGGAAAGCAAAGUGAUGAAAAUACAAAUGGAAAGUACGGUGAACAAUAUGAAUCAUGGAUUAUUGUUCGUCGUGGUCAUCAUUGGCUUAAUUGUGUCUCCCACAAAUCUGGUAUUCCAAUGUGGAUCUUGAGUAGCAUUCUCUUUCUUUCUUCAUUCUUUCUACUUUGGUUGUGUUGUGCUGCUACUCUCUCAAGCUCAUCUUCAAAAAAAUCUUGCAGAAAACCAAAGAAGGCAUUCCUUAUCAGAGAAUUUUUGUCUGAAGGAAAAGCAAAAGAUGACGUACCUUUGUUGAGCCUUGAUGAGAAUGAGGCCCAGGCUGGCUCAUUGCCAUCUAAAUAAGUAAAUGUAGUAAUAUCUAUUUUUCAUUGGGUAGUAAAAAUUUGACUUCAGAAAUUGUAGUUUAUUAGUUUUGACUGUGAAUAUGCACUUUAUUUGGAAAAUGGUGUUUUCUUCAUUACGUAUAUAUAAUACAUUUAUUCAUUUCACAUGCACGAACGAUGUCAUUAUUCAAACUUAAAGUAGAUUUACUUAAUGUACUCGUAAUUUCUAUAAUCCUCCAUAUGUCUCUGGGUAAUUAAAUUUUGUUUGUAGAGAGUAA
Molecule: messenger RNA, 1217 nt
Organism: Xenia sp. Carnegie-2017
Lineage: Eukaryota; Metazoa; Cnidaria; Anthozoa; Malacalcyonacea; Xeniidae
Product: transmembrane protein 59-like
Exons: 7
Coding region: 233-958 (241 amino acids)
Source: RefSeq, a predicted model, not a curated record